UGCCAGCCAUGCAGUCAGUGCUGUCAGAUCUCUGUUGACCCCUCAAAUUAUUUCCUCUGUUGUCGCCUGAACGUGGAAACUUAGUCUGAGUAACUGGAAAUGGGAGGAAGCUUCUUGUUUUUGGACACCUAAAGUUAAGGCAGACAGGCAGCCAGGAUCCUAAAGAUGCCUGUCUGGGCUGUGGAUAUUCUUCAUAAAUCAGAGUUCUUGACAGCUUCGAGCACACGGUGGGCCGUCCUAAGUUCCUACAGCGACCCAGGGCACCCUGUGAGCAUGCAACCUGACAGAGGAAGAGGUUAACCCCUGCAGUGUCACUGCUAUCAUCAGCAAUUCCACUCUUCCCCUUUCUGAGAAGACAAUGAGUGAAGGAGUGACAGAGUCAGAGUUAUAAAGAUAAUUUAAAAAGAUUCCUUUUAUCUCCUGGAGUUCUUAGACAAUAUUUUUGUCUUGGACUAUUUGGAUCAUUAAGGACCUCUGGCAUGCAGAUAAACUUUGUCACGUGUGGGAUUAUUUUUGGCUGUUUUUUGACCACAACUAUUGAAGAGGAAAGAUCAACUCAGAAAAUCUCUGCAGAAAAGUCUGCAGGUAUAGUAACUACAUUUCUACCUUCUUCAGACUGGGUAAACAUCUUGGCAACCUUGUUGGGGCUUGCCUGGAACUCCUUUAGUUGAAGACUGCAGCAUUCCUUCAUGAUGUUUCCCCUACACUAUGAAGCGAUGGAAAUGAUUCCUGUAUGUUUUAAUUUGGAUUCUAUCAGCUUUGUUUUAACGCCUGACCUGGAUUCCUCCUUUCGCUUUGGUUUAUCAAACAAAGAGCCUUGUGGAAUGACUCCAGAACCGCCAGUCUUUUCAUAGAGAAAGAACUUCUACAUGCUGGAGUUUGCACAGGUCAGAUGUGCUGUCAGAUCCACAGCUGAGCUUCCUGGGAAGAAUUUCCAAAAGGAAAAUGAACAAAGAGGUGCGAGUGAUGAAGAAGGGGCCGCCAAGUAGUUACGGACACGGCCGGAGGCACUCGUGCUUGGGUUUUGAUGUGGAGAAUGGCCUGUCGGUGGGUCGCAGUCCACUGGACUCUCAGACUAGCCCAGGCUCUGGUCUGGUCCUUCAGGGCAACUUCCCUCACAGUCAGCGCCGUGAGUCUUUCCUCUACCGCUCCGACUCAGACUUUGAUCUGUCGCCCAAAGCCAUGUCUCGCAACUCCUCCACUGCCAGCGACCUGGAGGAAGGAUUGAAGCAUUGGGAAGUUAAUUGGCUACCUCGGCAUGGAGAAGACAUGAUUGUGACUCCAUUUGCACAGGUUUUAGCCAGUCUGCGAACAGUAAGAAGUAAUGUUGCUGCUUUAACGCAUCUCCAAGACCGUGUGGUAAACAAGCGACCAUCGAGCACCAGUCAGCCUCCUUUGUGCAAGCCGUGUCUUUCAGAAGAACCUUAUCAGAAGCUGGCGAUGGAGACUCUGGAAGAGCUGGAUUGGUGUCUGGAUCAGCUAGAGACUCUUCAGACAAGACACUCAGUCAGUGAGAUGGCAUCCAAUAAGUUUAAGAGGAUGCUGAACCGUGAGCUGACACAGCUAUCAGAGACCAGCCGCUCAGGGAACCAGGUGUCAGAGUACAUUGCCAGCACUUUUCUAGAGAAGCAACAUGACUUGGAGAUCCCGUCUCCGCCUGCUAAGGAGAAAGAGAAGAAGAAAAGGCCGAUGUCACAGAUUAGUGGUGUGAAAAAGGCCACACAAAGCCCAAGUUUAGCCCCUGCCAUCAUCCCUCGCUUUGGAGUCAACACACCACACGAGAGCAUGCUGGCAAAGGAAAUUGAGGACCUUAAUCGCUGGGGUAUGGAUAUUUUCAAACUAGCAGAAUAUUCUGGAAAUCGCCCUCUGACGGUGACCAUGUACUCCAUCUUCCAGGAGCGAGAUCUUCUGAAAACCUUCAAGGUGCCAAAUGACACCUUUCUCACCUUCAUGAUGACUUUAGAGGACCACUACCAUGCAGACGUAGCUUAUCACAACAACAUCCAUGCAGCUGAUGUGGUGCAAUCCACCCAUGUCCUCCUGUCAACUCCAGCUUUAGAGGCGGUGUUUACAGACCUAGAAAUCAUGGCUGCUCUUUUUGCAAGUGCCAUCCAUGAUGUCGACCAUCCUGGUGUCACCAACCAGUUCCUCAUAAACACCAGUUCUGAGUUGGCACUAAUGUACAACGAUUCAUCUGUGCUGGAGAACCACCACCUCGCUGUUGGCUUCAAGCUACUGCAAGAAGAAAACUGUGAUAUCUUCCAGAAUCUGAGCAAGAAACAGAAAGACUCCCUCAGAAAGAUGGUGAUUGACAUGGUGCUGGCCACAGAUAUGUCCAAACACAUGAACUUCUUGGCAGACAUGAAGACGAUGGUGGAGACCAAGAAAGUGACGAGUUUGGGAGUCCUGCUGCUAGACAAUUACUCUGACCGAAUCCAGGUUCUACAGAACAUGGUCCACUGUGCUGACUUAAGCAACCCAACCAAACCACUGGAGCUCUACCGAAAAUGGACAGACCGCAUCAUGGUGGAGUUUUUCACCCAGGGGGACAGAGAGCGGGACAAGGGGAUGGAGAUCAGCCCCAUGUGCGACAAACACAAUGCCUCCAUAGAAAAGAGCCAAGUGGGAUUCAUUGACUACAUCGUGCAUCCUCUGUGGGAGACCUGGGCAGAUCUGGUACACCCUGACGCCCAGGAUAUUUUGGACACGCUUGAGGAUAACAGGGAGUGGUAUCAGAGCAUGAUCCCCCGCAGCCCCUCGCCAACGAGCCCGGACGAGCACCACGCUGAGGUGGGACCGGCAGAUGGGACUCCAGGAGGAGCAGGAGGAGCUAUCCCAUCAGGAGGAGACAAAUUCCAGUUUGAACUCACACUGGAGGAAGAAGAGGAUGAGGAGGAAGUGGAGUCUGACCUCGAGAGCCCCUUAGAGGAGGAGUCUCUGACAAGGCGACACGAUUCCUCCUCGCCUUCCCUGCCUCCAGACCCCCGCAGUGGCAACAACAGCAGAUACCGCCCUCCCUCACCUCACCCAUCUCGGACCUUGAAUCUGGCCUCCAUGUCUGUGCGAAGCCCCCACCCUCACAGGACACAGGCCUCCCCGGGGCCGGAAGGUUCGGACAGGAACGGAGAGCUGAGUCAGGAGGGCGAUGGAGUGGCCUGCCUGCGGAUGGGAACGUAAUGACCAGCACCAGCCGCCCUGCUGAAGAGACAUGAGUGCUGGAUGUGUAGGCAGGGCGAGCCUUUGCCAACAAUGUCUGUAAAAUCACCACAGUCCCUUUACACUGGAGACACCCUCUCUAGAGAGCAGAGGAACGAUUCUCCUCUGCAUUUUUUUCUUUUUCAGCAAAAUGAAAUGUUUUCUCCUCUGUCUGAGUGCCUGAUAGGCCUUCCUGUUUCACAGCAGCCUCAGUUUGGAGCAUUCCUGAUGAAAAAAGUGCUGCAUUUAAGCUUGGAAGAGAGGAAUUAAGGCUUGUACUCACAAAAGGUAACAAAACCUAAAAGGAAAUGUCUUCCUCCAAAUAACUGUGACAUCCGAACAGCGAAUGAGGACUACCGUGGCGUGACAGGGUCUUGGAAAUUAUUUUGCACCAUUGUUUUUAAUUUAGAAUCUAGGAUUAUUGAGUUGGGAUAAGUGAGUAUGAUUUAUUUCUUUAAGGAUGACGUGUGAAAUGAGUCAUUUAACCAAAUAUGGGAUGUAGAUGAGAAAAUCGACGGACCUAAACCUCAGGGUAUGAAGUGAAGCAUAAACCUAAUGUAGCACAGGUGUACUGAUCCCCGACCCCAAACUGUCUGUCCUGUUCGUCUCAGUGAAAAAAUGAGACAUUGUCCAACAUGUGUGUCUUUACAUUUAUUUAAAUCCCUUUAAUAGAGAAUUUGGCAGAUGAGGCAAUCAGAUACUCAAACCAGCUUGUAGCACCAUAGGAACCGAACACUUUGGGCUGAACCUUAGUCUUGCCUGUUGAAAAGACACCAAUGUAUACUUAGUUUGAGCUUUAUCUAUGUUUUACCUUAUAUUUUAGAUUGUUUAUGUUUUAAUUUCUGUAAUAUUCCUUGUCGUGUGUUUGCUGGUCUCAUAUGUGUUUCUGUGCUUAAAAAAGCAUUUUUUUAAUCAGGGUGCCUCCGGUCCGCAGUAGCACUUUACCGUCUUUAGAGUUCAGCUCUUGUAUUUAGUCACACAAAGGGCUUCACCCACUGUAGGCCUACUGAUCACAAACAAACCUGUACAGGACAUGAAACUACAGCUACCAGAAGGCAGGGCAGGCCCUAAAAUUCAGUGUUUUGGAUGAGCAUGAAAUAUUGCAGCUCUGCAGCAGCUUCUACUGUAAAGCCACAGGUUGGAGGCUUCUUCUGUUUUCAAUACCUAAUGAGGAUUAUUGGAUUCUGGCAAUAAAAUUGAUAUCAAAGCAAUGUCAAAAUUAACUAAUUUAAUAUGCUCUAAAUCAGAGUAUUUACAAAGAGCACAGUAGCCACUGACACCACUGUAUAGAGGGUUACUACACAGAUUAUAUUUUAUAAAUUUAGUGUUUCAAGGAAUGACAGUUUACCAACUGAAUACAGUUGCAGAUAAUAUGAAUAUUAGCUGCUCAUAGAUUUGAAAAACAUUUCUGAAAAUUAUGGAGCAUAAAACCUUAUUCUGUCUUUGUCUGUAUUCAGAAGUUUACUUUUCUAAUUUCACCAACAGAAACAACAUAAACAUUUCUGAAUAUGAUAUUUUGAAAGAAAAUAUCAAAAAAUUUGUACCCAAUAUGGCGACAGUGAAGUUUAUUUCCCAUUUAACCAGAACUACACAAAGUGUUUUACAACCUCUAUUUGCAAAACAUCUCCCUUAAGGAUGCAUUAAUUGAUCGUUACUAACAUGUUAAUAGCUAGCAAAGCAUCCAGCUAUAAGGUUUGGAGAGAACCUUUAAGAGAAACAAUAAAUCUACACCAACAGAAACGUUUUUCCUCCUCCUCCUAUUAUUAUCUGAGAGCUGCAACGUACAAAAGCUGUCCAGCUGAUGCAAAUGCUCAUAAAAGCAGCAUGCUAUUUGUGGCAUUUGUCACGUAAUAUGUGGCAAUUGUUUUACUCCUUAAAAAAUGGUGAAGUUAAUGCAUCAUCAAUAUGAAUUUUCUUUACAUGCACUAAGAAAGAAAAAAAAAUGUAUAGUUUAGUUAGAAAUAUAAGUGUGAGUUGUUCACUGAUAAAUGAAGACAGCAAUAUUUAUACAACUGUACUUUUUAUUCUGUUAUUAGUAUUCAAAUUAUAUAUUUCUAAUUGUUGUUUUUUUUUAUUCUAUUUUAUUUAUCUAAAUUUUUCUCUCUUAAAAUGAGAUUUGAUCACUAUCUUGUUUACUAAGUUGUACCAAUAUGUAAUUAUCCGUUUUACAGCAGCACAAGGUAAAGAAAACAGUGUAGUUAGUUGAAUUAUUACUGAUAUCAGUGUACUUCUCACAAUUUUUUUUGUCUCGUGUUUAAUUUUCCAGUCAGCUUUAAUAUAACUGGCAUGCAGAUGUGAAACAAUGACUAUCAGAAGCAAAAUAGCUUUACUGUAUUUGUUCAUGCUCCAAAUUAUUAUGUUUAAGGCUGCAGCUCUCAGAUAAUGCUUUCCCAUACAAGCAAAAUACAAAAACAGCCUCAUUUUUUUGGAGAUUCUCCUCACUGUCCAAAGUUAAAAUCCUUCUCUAACAAUCUUGGUGGUUUUCCAACUUGGAACCAUAGCACACUCAGCUCAGGUGUGACGUUUGACCUUUGAACUCCAAGACAAAUGAAACGCAGAAUAAUUUCAGGGAUAGAUAAAGGAAAAUAGACAUUCCAAUGCUUUUGUCAAAGAGUCAAAAAAAUAAAAAUAAAACUUUGCUCAAACCAAAUGAUUAAUAGAUAAGUUCAUGUAACUAUAGUGAAGGAGCUCUUUUGAGACCCAGAUGGAUUGGCAAUAAAAAAAAAAAGUCAGACUUCAGUUGGAAAAAAGUCUUCUUCUUUAGCAAAUAAGUGGAAUAAAUAAAAUUAAGUUUCUGUGUCUGUUUUUUCCAAGAGAAAUUACCAGGUUUCUUAUUAAACAUUCCCUGGCAUCACCUUUUCACCAAGCCACAUGUCAAACAUCAGCCACAGGUUAAAGUUAUUCCCAUUUUCCCAACAUAAACAGAUAAAUACUUUUCACCCUUUGUGUCGAGAGAUGCUGCUGUAGAGCUCAAUUAAAAAAAGGCUGGGACUUUGUGUAAAAUAUAAGCAAAACAGAAUUUAAUAAUUUGUAAAUGUUAUAAACCCAUAUUUUUUGUGCAAAUAAGCUUAGUAGACAUACCAGGUGUUUAAAUAAUGAUAUUGGGGCAUUUUCAUAAUAUAGUGGGAUAACCUUUAAUUAAAUUGCACUAAAAGGUGGGUAGGGUUUAUCCCUGAAGCGUCCUCUCUUCCUUUAAGAAUUGUGUGUAAAUGUCCCGUUCUUCUCUGAUACCCUAGGUUGCAUGGUUUGCCACCCUCUCAAGUGCCACAUAUUUUCAGUCAGUUAAAGGUCUGGACUGCAGGUACAGUUCAGCACUCGCACUCAUCCACUAAUAAGCUUUGUUGUUAUGGAUGCAGGUGGUUAAACAUUGUUAUAGUUCUAUAGACCUCAGGCAUCCAGAAUUUGCCAGCUUUGACUUUGGCACACACAUUUUCUAAUUUUUAUCAUGAUUUGAUGAUCGAUAGAUAAUGUGAUGUUCCAUCUUCCUAGUUUCCAUUAAGAAACUUUUUUUUGUGGGGGAAAUUGUUCCACUAUUGUGAAAUGUGUUUUUUCACAGACUGGUAAACGUUAAGAGAUCCAGACUUCUUACUAUACUCAGUACUGUUACUGACCAACGGGGAAUUAGUUGCAAUGUGCUCCUCCAGCUUCUUAUUGUGCCUCAGUUCGAAGGAUUUCAAAAGUUUUCUAAUUUCCUGGUUUAAACGGUUGUUUGAAAACUUUCUGGGAAUGUUGGCAAAUCUGACAGAAUUUCAAUAAGUAGUUAAUUUUUUAUUCAUUCGUUUAUAAAAGUUGAUCUUUCUAAAAGUCAGAUUUCAUAUACCGGUAGAUUGA
This is a messenger RNA of Cyprinodon tularosa, 7026 nucleotides long. RefSeq names its product cAMP-specific 3',5'-cyclic phosphodiesterase 4C-like. Bases 946 to 3177 code for a protein of 743 amino acids. Gene Ontology annotation, molecular function: 3',5'-cyclic-AMP phosphodiesterase activity. Gene Ontology annotation, biological process: signal transduction. The record is from RefSeq and is a predicted model, not a curated record. The transcript is spliced from 16 exons. Lineage: Eukaryota; Metazoa; Chordata; Actinopteri; Cyprinodontiformes; Cyprinodontidae. Gene Ontology annotation, cellular component: nucleus; cytosol; perinuclear region of cytoplasm.